This is a messenger RNA of Synchiropus splendidus (mandarinfish), 6833 nucleotides long. It is a transcript of the gene smarca2, whose product is annotated as SWI/SNF related, matrix associated, actin dependent regulator of chromatin, subfamily a, member 2. The coding region runs from base 181 to 4917 and encodes 1578 amino acids. Gene Ontology annotation, cellular component: nucleus. NCBI's taxonomy places the organism in Eukaryota, Metazoa, Chordata, Actinopteri, Syngnathiformes, Callionymidae. The transcript is spliced from 34 exons. The record is from RefSeq and is a predicted model, not a curated record. Gene Ontology annotation, biological process: positive regulation of transcription by RNA polymerase II. Gene Ontology annotation, molecular function: ATP-dependent chromatin remodeler activity; DNA binding; histone binding.
UGACAAAUCAGCAAUGGCGACACGAGCCAAACUUUAACCUGUCAGCAAAACAACAUCGAGGGGGAGUGAACUUGUGGACUGCAGUCAUAUUUUGGGAGAAACAAUAUAACACUUUCACCGAUUUGUGUGCAGAUUCAGUUCCUACAAGAGCUGUCUGGUUUGAUUCCAGCGGUUCAUUAGAUGUCCACCCCAGAAACAUCAGGAGGUAUGUCCCAUCCUGGCCCUUCUCCUGGUGCAGGAUUAUCCCCAGGUCCAAUCCUGGGUCCCAGCCCUGGACCAGACCCUUCUCCUGGCUCGGUUCACAGCAUGAUGGGCCCAGGUUCUGGCCCUGGAACACCGAAUGCACCACAUGGCAUGCCUGGCCAGGCUCAGAGCGAGUUCUCUCAGGAUAGCAUGUAUUCUAUGCACAAGCCCAUGGAUGCAAUGAAUGAUAAAUCCAUGACAGAUCCUCUGCACUAUGGACAUAUGAAAGAUGUGAGGAUGAGAUCGCUCCACAGUGGCAUGGGUCAUCCACAGAGUCCAAUGGACCAACAUAGCCAAGGAUACAUGUCCCCUCAUCCAUCGCCAAUGGGUGUCCAUGAGCAUGCAUCUAGCCCCAUGUCAUCGGGUGGAGGAGGAAGUGGACCCACACCUCCACACAUGCCUCCGUCACAGUCAGGUCCCAUGAUGCCAAUGGACACUCAAGGAUCAGGUCCCAGCAUGGGUCAACAAGGCCGCGGACCUUCUGCUUUCAGCCCAGUUCAGCUUCAGCAGCUCAGAGCCCAAAUCUUGGCCUAUAAGAUUUUGGGACGUGGACAACCAUUGCCUGAAAACCUCCAGCUUGCUGUACAGGGUAAGAGGAGUCUACCAACAUUGCCACAGCAGCAGCAGCCGCAGCAGACGCCUGGGUCUAGUCCCUACAGCAGACCUCCAGGCAUGCCCAUGGCACAAAUGGGUGGUAGCCAAUCAAGUCCCUGCCCGACUCCGGCCAUGCAAGGUCACAGUCAGAGCUCAGGGCCAAAGCCGUGGUCUGAUGGCUCAGGUGGUGAGAAUCAAGUCAAUGCCCAGAAACAUCUCACUCCUGCCACCAGCGGACGCCCAUCACCUGCGCCACCACAGACCCUCGGGGUGCCCUCUGCUCCACUGCCUGGCGGUUCACUCGCCCCGCAAGUACCAGGCCAGCAGGUGUCGCCAAUGCUCCAGAUACAACAGAAGCAGAAUCGCAUCACACCAAUCCAGAAACCUCAGGGCUUGGACCCAGUGGGGAUCCUGCAGGAGCGCGAGUACAGAUUACAGGCUCGAAUUGCACAUCGAAUUCAGGAGCUGGAGAGUCUUCCAGGCUCUCUCCCUCCAGAUCUGAGGACCAAAGCCACAGUGGAGCUCAAAGCUCUGCGCCUACUCAACUUCCAACGGCAGUUGAGGCAGGAUGUGGUGGCAUGCAUGAGGAGAGACACAACUCUUGAGACUGCCCUUAACUCCAAGGCUUACCGACGCAGCAAGCGACAGACUCUCAGAGAAGCUCGAAUGACUGAGAAGCUGGAGAAGCAGCAGAAGCUUGAGCAGGAGAAAAAGCGCAGACAGAAGCAUCAGGAAUAUCUAAACAGCAUUCUCCAGCAUGCUAAAGACUUCAAGGAGUAUCACCGCUCUGUGUCGGGCAAAAUCCAGAAGCUCACCAGGGCCAUUGCCACUUGGCACACCAACACAGAGCGGGAGCAGAAGAAGGAGACUGAGAGAAUCGAGAAGGAGAGAAUGAGAAGGCUUAUGGCAGAAGAUGAGGAGGGCUAUCGAAAGCUUAUUGACCAAAAGAAAGACAAGCGUCUGGCGUACUUGCUGCAGCAGACGGAUGAAUACGUUGCCAACCUCACUUCCUUAGUGUACGAGCACAAGGCGGCGCAAGCUGCAAAGGAGAAGAAGAGAAGGAAGAAGAAAAAGAAGAAGGUGGAUGGAGACGGUGAGGGAACCAGUGCAAUCGGUCCAGAUGGAGAGCCCAUGGAUGAGAGCAGCCAGAUGAGUGAGCUCCCUGUCAAAGUGAUUCAGACGGAAACUGGCAAAGUCCUGCAGGGAACAGAUGCUCCCAAAUCCAGCCAACUGGAGGCCUGGCUGGAGAUGAACCCGGGGUAUGAAGUGGCCCCAAGGUCUGACAGCGAGGAGAGCGGCUCUGAUUAUGAUGACGAGGAAGAGGAGGAAGCGACCAAGGCAGAACCGGAUGAGAAGAAGAUAGCAGAUCCCAGUGGAGAAGGAGUAUUUGUUACUGCUGCCAAGCAUAUCAUCGAGUCAGCCAAGCAGGAUGUAGAUGAUGAGUACAGUGUUGAUGCAGGACAGACCAGCUCCCAGUCCUACUAUGGUGUGGCUCACGCUGUUAUUGAGAGGGUGGAGAAGCAAUCUUCCCUGCUCAUUAAUGGGACGCUCAAACAUUACCAGAUCCAGGGGCUGGAGUGGAUGGUGUCCCUGUACAACAAUAAUUUGAAUGGCAUCCUGGCUGAUGAGAUGGGUCUUGGCAAAACCAUCCAAACCAUCGCACUCAUCACCUACUUGAUGGAGCACAAAAGACUCAACGGUCCCUAUCUCAUCAUUGUUCCUCUUUCGACUUUGUCAAACUGGGUGUACGAACUUGAUAAGUGGGCGCCAUCUGUUGUGAAGAUUGCCUACAAGGGCACCCCAGGUUUGCGUCGUGGACUGGUGCCUCAACUGCGCAGUGGCAAAUUCAAUGUUUUGAUCACGACUUACGAGUACAUCAUCAAGGACAAACAAAUACUUGCCAAGAUUCGUUGGAAGUACAUGAUAGUGGAUGAAGGUCACCGUAUGAAGAACCACCACUGCAAACUGACACAGGUGCUUAACACCCACUACGUGGCUCCUCGUCGCCUCCUGCUCACCGGCACACCACUGCAGAACAAGCUGCCGGAGCUCUGGGCUCUUCUCAAUUUCCUCCUGCCAACCAUCUUCAAGAGCUGCAGUACCUUUGAGCAGUGGUUCAACGCUCCGUUUGCCAUGACUGGAGAACGGGUUGAUCUGAAUGAAGAAGAGACCAUCUUGAUCAUUCGGCGUUUACACAAAGUGCUCCGCCCUUUUUUGCUGCGUCGACUUAAGAAAGAGGUCGAGUCCCAGCUGCCAGAGAAGGUGGAGUACGUCAUCAAAUGUGACAUGUCUGCCAUACAGAAGGUUUUGUACCGCCACAUGCAGAAAGGCAUCCUUCUCACUGACGGCUCAGAGAAAGACAAGAAGGGAAAAGGGGGAGCGAAGACCCUAAUGAACACCAUAAUGCAACUGAAGAAAAUCUGUAACCAUCCCUACAUGUUCCAGCACAUCGAGGAAUCUUUUGCUGAGCACUUGGGUUAUCCAAACGGCAUCAUCAGUGGGCAUGACCUGUAUCGUGCGUCCGGAAAGUUUGAGCUGCUUGAUCGGAUCCUGCCGAAGCUGCAGGCCACCAACCACAGAGUCCUGCUUUUUUGCCAGAUGACCUCCCUCAUGACUAUAAUGGAAGAUUACUUCGGCUAUCGCAACUUUCAAUAUCUGCGCUUGGAUGGAACCACCAAAUCGGAAGACAGAGCAAUGCUGCUGAAGAAAUUUAAUGAGGAAGGGUCUCAGUACUUCAUCUUCCUGCUCAGCACCAGAGCUGGGGGACUGGGGCUCAACCUGCAGGCUGCUGACACUGUCAUCAUAUUCGAUAGUGACUGGAACCCCCAUCAGGACCUUCAGGCUCAGGACCGUGCUCAUCGCAUCGGUCAGCAGAACGAAGUGCGGGUCCUUCGUCUCUGCACUGUCAACAGCGUGGAGGAGAAAAUCCUGGCAGCUGCCAAAUAUAAACUCAACGUGGAUCAGAAGGUCAUCCAGGCUGGGAUGUUUGACCAGAAGUCUUCAAGCCAUGAGCGUCGUGCGUUCCUCCAAGCCAUUUUGGAGCAUGAGGAACAGAACGAGGAAGAAGAUGAGGUGCCAGAUGAUGAAACUCUCAAUCAGAUGAUCGCCCGUAAUGAGGACGAGUUUGAGCUCUACAUGCGCUUCGACAUGGACCGGCGCCGUGAGGAUGCCAGGAACCCAAAACGUAAACCACGUCUCAUGGAGGAGGAUGAACUACCCUCUUGGAUUAUCAAAGAUGAUGCUGAAGUGGAACGACUCACCUACGAAGAAGAGGAGGAGAAACUUUUCGGCCGUGGAUCUCGCUGUCGUCGCGAUGUGGACUACAGUGAUGCUCUGACUGAGAAACAAUGGCUGCGGGCUAUUGAGGAUGGAAAUCUGGAAGAGAUGGAGGAGGAGAUUCGACUGAAGAAGCGGAAACGUAAGAGACGUCAGGACAAGGACUCUUUGAGCAGAGAGGAGUGGGGUAACAAGGCCAAGAAGAGACGCGGACGUCCACCAGCUGAGAAACUCUCUCCAAAUCCCCCGAAACUCACCAAGCAAAUGAACACCAUCAUUGAUACCGUCAUCAACUACAGAGAUGGGUCCGGAAGACAACUGAGUGAAGUCUUUGUCCAACUGCCAUCCAGAAAGGAGCUUCCUGAAUACUAUGAGCUUAUUAGAAAGCCUGUGGACUUCAAGAAAAUCAAGGAACGAGUGCGAAACCAUAAGUACAGAAGUGUGGCUGACCUGGAGAAGGAUGUCAUGCUGCUCUGUUUCAAUGCCCAGACUUUCAAUCUGGAGGGAUCCCAGAUUUAUGAAGACUCUAUCGUCCUUCAAUCUGUCUUCAAGAGCGCCAGGCAGAAAAUAGCCAAGGAUGACGACAGUGAGGACGACAGUGAAGAGGAUGAAGACGACGAGGAUGACUCAGAAACUGAAGCAAAGUCAGUGCGAGUCAAGAUCAAGUUGAGCAAAGAGUCCCGCGGCCAUGACAAAGGUAAGAAGAGACAGUGUCGAAGCAAGGCCAAGCCGGUGGUCAGCGAUGACGACAGUGAGGACGACCUGGAUGACAAUGAUCAGUCGGACAAGAGCGACGACGAGUGAGGACGAGGAUGCUCUUCCUCCAGGAUUUUAUUUGUUGGGGUCACAAACAGAUGUUCUCCAGCCCCGUUUUUAUUUCUCUUCUGUGUUUGUUUUGUCCUUCAUUUAGCUUGGAAAUGUUUGAUGAACAUCCAGCAAUAUCAGUCUGCUUUCUACUGCCCUUUCUAAGCAACAUUUUCUAGUAUAUGUUUACCUACAAAAUAUUACUGUUAGUUUCGCAUCACUUUUAAUUGCUUGCCUGCACUUUGAACAAUGAAUAUUCACUUUUUUUUUUUUUUUUUUUUAAAGUUAAAAUAUAUUUUUUCAUAUGUCACCCUGUGGAGCUGCACGAUCUCAGAAGCCUCUGAGUCAUGUAUCAAAUAUCUACGCUUUUUAUCCCUUUGAAUGUUCAUACGUGCCAAAAAGAACUAAAAUAAUUACACUGCACAGCAGUGUGAUCCAGAUUCACAGAAUCAGACAGGAAGUGCAAACAUGAAAAAUGACCAAAUGUUGCUGUAGAAGCACUUAAUAAACAUUCGCACUUUAAAUUAAUAUCAGCACCUUCACCUCUGCCAAAAUCCAGAGCGCAGUCAGAGUUAAAGUGAAUUAAAAAGAGCACUUCCCUUCUCAUCCAUAUAAUGUGAUGGCAUUGACAUAUUCAGCAUAUCUGGAGUGAUGACGUCGUGCAGCCCUAUCCCCAAGGUGGUUCUGCGACUGCUCCAAAGUAGGAAUGAUCAGUCGUAGCUUGUUGUGUGUCUCCUUGAUGACCAUGUUCUUGCAGUGCCAAACACAUAGAGCUGAAUUUAGCAGUAAGUCCUUCUAUUUUGAUCUUGUCCUGACGUGUGUGGACCUCCUAUGGCCAGCUGUGAUCAGACAAUCUCUCCAAGGGGUGGACCCGCUUUAAUUCAUAUGAGGAGCCGUUUUAAAUUGACCCCAGGCUGCAGCCAGACUGCUGCCUUUUCCCUUUAAGAACGUCUUCUGCCGGGCGAAGGUCAUGGCUGUCGGUGUGGCCUGAGGGCUCAGCAAGGAGGCGUUCAGUUUAUUUACCAGUUUUUAUUUGUGGUGUUUUUCAUCUCACCCUUCAGCCAACAGCUGAGAUUACCUUGACCUUGACCCUGAGGCACAUGACUGACUUUGAAGAUUAAUUCUUGCCUCUUACCAUUUUACAGCUUAAUUUGAAAAAGCCAGAAUAGAGGAUGCAUCAGUUUGAGAGUUGCAUUCAUGACAAAUAUUCGUGAGGUUUUAUUACGUUGACUAUUUUCCUUUCUGUCUUGGUCAUCAACCAGCGUUUUUCAAUGACCCAUAUUGACCCGCCGGCGCUGGGAAGACCCUCGAGUUGAUGAGUGAUUGGCUGAAAUGUGUGCAGUCACUCACUUCUGGCUGUCAGGUCGACGGCUUGUAAAACAAAAGUGCAGUAGUGUUUUCUGUCAGAUGUUUUGCCUAGUGAAGCAGCGUCACUUCAAAUGGCUUUUAUUAUCAGUCCUAACUCGCGGCACAUCAAGUUUUCUUUUCUAUAUCCUCGUGAAAAUAAGCUUCAUUUAUGCCAAUGUUUGUUGUUGGAGCACUGUCUUAUCGACAAAAACAGCCCAUAAACGCAGUUUUGUUUUCAAGAGGAAAAUGUGCUCGCACCCUGCAGCGCCUUUUCCAGCUGCUCGUAAAGCAGCCAAUCUGGGCUGGAACUCUGCAGUUGGCAACACAUCAGUAUUAGAAGUUUUCAAAUUUAGAUUUUUGUACGAUGAGCCGUUCGUUGUUUGUGGCAUGUUUUCUUUCUCGCAGUAUACCGUGUUCUGGUCAAGUGCAGACGUUUGUUUUGCUUUGCGUGACGUGCUUGCCGACGUUUAAGUGUGUCUUACCCAUUGCUUUCUUUGCACAGUGUCUAUGUGGGUGUAACUUGUAGCCCGGGGCGAAUAAAAUCUCACCGAUUUUCAGCACAGAUCAUG